CGGGCCGGCCGCGGGCGCUCCCUCCGUGCGGCCCCCCUGAGCGCCCCCCCUCCCCGGGCCGGGAGGGAGGCGGGGGGCACCCGGGGCCCGCCAUGAACCCGGGCUUCGACCUGUCCCGCCGGAACCCGCAGGAGGACUUCGAGCUCAUCCAGCGCAUCGGCAGCGGCACCUACGGCGACGUCUACAAGGCCCGGAAUGUUAACACUGGAGAAUUAGCAGCAAUUAAAGUGAUAAAAUUGGAACCAGGAGAAGACUUUGCGGUUGUACAGCAAGAAAUCAUAAUGAUGAAAGACUGCAAACACCCAAACAUUGUUGCUUAUUUUGGAAGCUAUCUCAGGCGAGAUAAACUUUGGAUCUGUAUGGAGUUUUGUGGAGGUGGCUCUUUACAGGACAUAUAUCACGUAACUGGACCCCUCUCAGAGCUGCAGAUUGCGUAUGUUAGCAGAGAAACACUACAGGGAUUGUGUUAUCUUCACAGUAAAGGAAAAAUGCACAGAGAUAUAAAGGGCGCUAACAUUCUAUUAACGGAUAACGGUCAUGUGAAAUUAGCUGAUUUUGGAGUUUCUGCACAGAUAACAGCUACAAUUGCGAAACGGAAGUCCUUCAUUGGUACCCCAUAUUGGAUGGCUCCAGAAGUCGCAGCUGUUGAGAGGAAAGGAGGCUACAAUCAGCUGUGUGACCUCUGGGCAGUGGGCAUCACUGCCAUCGAGCUGGCCGAGCUCCAGCCGCCCAUGUUUGACCUGCACCCAAUGAGGGCAUUAUUUCUAAUGACAAAAAGCAAUUUCCAGCCUCCCAAACUAAAAGAUAAGUUGAAGUGGUCAAAUAGCUUCCAUCAUUUUGUGAAGAUGGCACUUACCAAAAAUCCAAAAAAAAGACCCAAUGCAGAAAAGCUGCUACAGCAUCCUUUUGUCACCCAGCCUCUGACAAGGUCUUUGGCGAUAGAGUUGCUGGAUAAAGUGAGUAACCCAGAUCAUUCCACGUACCAUGACUUUGAUGACGACGACCCAGAGCCUCUUGUUGAUGUGCCACAUAGAAUACCUUCAACGAGUAGAAAUGUGAGAGAAGAAAAAACACGUUCAGAGAUAAACUUUGGCCAGGUGAAAUUUGAUCCUCCCUUACGGAAGGAGACUGAGCCACAUCAUGAACUUCCCGACAGUGAUGCUUUUUUCGACAGUUCAGAAGAAAUAUACUACACUGCAAGAUCUAAUCUGGAUCUACAACUAGAUUACGGACAAGGACACCCAAGUAAUUACUUUUUAGGUGGAAACAAGAGUCUCCUGAAGUCUGUUGAAGAAGAAUUACAUCAGCGAGGACAUGUCGCUCACUUAGAAGAUGAUGAGGGGGACGGUGAUGACUCUAAACAUUCAACCAUGAAAUCAAGAGUCCCACCACCUCUGCCACCAAAGCCUAAAUCCAUCUUCAUACCUCAGGAUACACAUUCUGCUGAGGACAGUAAUCAAGGAACAAUCAAGAGAUGUCCCUCAGCGGGGAGCCCAGCAAGGCCGUCCCACGUUCCACCUAGGCCACCUCCCCCGCGGCUGCCCCCACAGAAGCCUGCUGCUUUAGGAAAUGGAGUGAGCUCCUUCCAGCUAAAUGGUGAACGAGACGCAUCAUUAUAUCAGCAACAGAAUGAGCAAAGAGGCACCAAUCUUUCCAGAAAAGAGAAGAAGGACGUACCAAAGCCAAUCAGUAAUGGUCUUCCCCCAACACCUAAAGUCCAUAUGGGAGCAUGUUUUUCAAAGGUUUUUAAUGGAUGUCCCUUGAAAAUCCACUGUGCUACAUCCUGGAUAAAUCCAGACACGAGAGAUCAGUACUUGAUAUUUGGUGCUGAAGAGGGCAUUUAUACCCUUAAUCUCAAUGAACUUCAUGAAACAUCAAUGGAACAGCUCUUCCCCCGCAGGUGUACGUGGUUGUACGUGAUGAACAAUUGCUUACUGUCGAUAUCCGGCAAAGCUUCUCAGCUCUAUUCCCAUAAUUUACCAGGGCUUUUUGAUUAUGCGAGACAGAUGCAGAAGUUACCUGUAGCGAUUCCAGCACACAAGCUCCCCGAUAGGAUCCUGCCCAGGAAAUUUGCUGUAUCAGCAAAAAUUCCUGAAACCAAGUGGUGUCAGAAGUGCUGUGUGGUGAGAAAUCCUUACACAGGCCAUAAGUACCUCUGCGGGGCACUUCAGACUAGCAUUGUUCUAUUAGAAUGGGUUGAGCCAAUGCAGAAGUUUAUGUUAAUUAAGCACAUAGAAUUUCCGAUGCCAUGUCCGCUCCAGAUGUUUGAGAUGCUGGUGGUCCCUGAGCAGGAGUACCCUCUGGUCUGCGUUGGGGUCAGUAGAGGGCGAGACUUCAACCAGGUGGUUCGAUUUGAGACGGUCAAUCCAAAUUCUACCUCGUCAUGGUUUACAGAGUCAGAUACCCCGCAGACAAACGUCACUCAUGUAACCCAACUGGAGAGAGACACCAUCCUCGUGUGCUUGGAUUGUUGUAUAAAAAUAGUGAAUCUCCAAGGAAGAUUGAAAUCCAGCAGGAAAUUAUCAUCAGAACUCACCUUCGAUUUCCAGAUAGAAUCCAUAGUUUGUCUACAAGACAGUGUGCUGGCUUUCUGGAAGCACGGAAUGCAAGGUAGAAGUUUUAGGUCUAAUGAGGUAACACAGGAAAUUUCAGAUAACACAAGAAUAUUCAGGCUCCUUGGAUCUGACAGGGUUGUGGUUUUGGAAAGUAGGCCAACUGAUAACCCAACAGCAAAUAGCAAUUUAUACAUCUUGGCGGGUCACGAAAACAGCUACUGAGACACGGAGUUCUUGACAGUGACCUGUAGAGACCGAGACCGUGGCUGCUGCAACGUUAGUG
Messenger RNA from Acomys russatus (golden spiny mouse), 2838 nucleotides. RefSeq names its product mitogen-activated protein kinase kinase kinase kinase 3 (gene Map4k3). Gene Ontology annotation, molecular function: MAP kinase kinase kinase kinase activity; ATP binding. Bases 93 to 2777 code for a protein of 894 amino acids. The transcript has 34 exons. Gene Ontology annotation, biological process: protein phosphorylation. Lineage: Eukaryota; Metazoa; Chordata; Mammalia; Rodentia; Muridae. The record is from RefSeq and is a predicted model, not a curated record.